ACUGGACCAGUAUUCCAACUCAAACAAAUGUUAAAAAGGCCAUAAGCACACAUUAAGCUACAGUAAGCUACAAGAGAGACGCGAUACGAUGUUACCAUUACAUUAGCUCACUCACAACCGGCUGGCUUGUGUCUUGUGUCUUUACUUUCGCGUGUCAUCUGUGUUCUGUGUUUCUCGUUGUGGCUCUUUCUCUGUCUCUGUCUCUGUCUCCAUCUCUGGCCAUGCAUACCCGCGAGCGUAAGGAUACAUUGGACUACGCGUAGGCUCUGCCCAGUCCAGACCGACUACUACAUUCUGGUGCUCUGCUGGCUGCUGCCGGUCAAGCAAUAGGAGAGCAAAGGAACAAAAUAACAAAAAACCUACAUCGGGAAUCGGGCAAGACGAAGACCCAAGAAGAGCAAGACAAAGAGAAGGAGAAUAAGUUUAACAAGUGGAGGGUUUUUCUCUGUGUUUAACACGGGAGCGAGACAACUGUCGUCGGGUGCACGAGGCUCCGUGCUUAGUGUGACCCUACUCGGUUCGAUACGUUUAAGAGAAUAUAUUUUUUUGUUAUAAACAUGCUGAAAACCGCCACGAGGUAGCACGAUAACGGUUUUUUUUUCGCACGUUAAUACUUCGAGGGUGGUAACGAGACCGAGAUAAUUCGCGAGCAGAAGACCAAGAGGUUGAGCUCUGAGGAUGGCGCCCAGGGGUGGCUACUCCUGUGGCACUAAAUACAUGCCGGUUUUUUGGAUCCUUGUUUUUGUCGCCUGGUUUUCUUCAACUGACGCUGCGGUAUGCAGUCCAGCCAAAUGUAAUUGCAAAGGUAUAAAAGGACAGCCAGGAUUUCCAGGAAUAUCUGGACCUCAGGGCCCAGAAGGACCACCUGGGGACAUUGGACCGGAUGGACCGGACGGCCCCAAAGGAGAAAAAGGCGCUGGGGGUGAACAUGGAGGCACUGGUGAAAAAGGAUAUCGAGGAGAAGUCGGGAUCCAAGGGUUCGCUGGACCUCCAGGGCUCUCGGGACACACAGGAAUCGGAGGAGUGAGAGGUCCCGAUGGCUUGGACGGCUGUAACGGUACAGACGGUCGUGCUGGACCACCGGGAAUACCAGGAACGUAUGGGCCGAGAGGGUUACAGGGUCCUGAUGGAGACCCAGGUCCGGUCGGUGAACCUGGUGAAGGUGGAAUCAACUCUAUGGGUGUCAAAGGAGACCGCGGUGUUCCCGGAGUUGACGGACUUCCUGGCUUUGAUGGAGACUUCGGAUAUCCGGGUGAAAUGGGUUAUCCUGGUGAUACCGGAGACAUGGGAUACCCGGGUCCCGCAGGUCUGCCAGGUCUCCGUGGUGACCAAGGGGACUCCGUUUAUGGAGUCAAGGGUCAGCGAGGUGAGCAGGGAGAUCGCGGUGAACCUGGACCGUAUAGUCGUGAGUGGAAGAAAAAGGUGGAUACGAUUCCGGUAAAAGGACCUCAGGGCCCUAAGGGCAUUCACGGUGAUUACGGUGACUGGGGAAGGAAAGGAGAGAUCGGAGAGCGUGGGCCUCUUGGACGUCCUGGAUAUUUGGGAGUGAAAGGAGUCAAAGGUGAACAAGGUGACGACGGGCCAAGAGGUAAACAAGGUAUCCAAGGGCCUGCGGGUCAAGCUGGUGAGAAGGGAGAGAAAGGAGCGCCGGGAUAUGCCGGUAGUCCUGGAGAAGACGGAUGGGAUGGCGAGCCUGGUGAACCGGGUAACAGAGGACCACCUGGAAGACAAGGAGCUGCUGGAGAAAAAGGUCAAUAUAUUCCAGAACUCGAUGAAAUAGUAAUGGGUCCUAUUGGAAUUCAAGGAGAUCUAGGUCCACCUGGACAACCCGGACAACCGGGUAGUAAUGGAAAUCCGGGAUUAGUUGGGUACAUCGGGCCUCCUGGCUCGCCGGGACCUAAAGGCGCACCUGGUGACCCUGGGCCCAAGGGGUCUUCGAUCAAAGGAGAACAAGGAGAUGAUGGAUUACCUGGAACACUAGGACCAAUGGGACCAAUGGGUAAACCCGGGCUUCCGGGUAUAGUGGGAGCUAAAGGUUUUCCAGGAGUUACGAUCAUCGGUCCCCCUGGACCUGAUGGUCAACCUGGAAUCGAUGGUCUGAAUGGUCCACCGGGAGAUCGUGGAGACCCUGGACCUCCUGGUGACAAAGGUUUCCCUGGAAAAGGAGUUAGGAUUCGUGGACCACCUGGUGAAGAUGGAUUACCAGGAACUCCAGGAACACCUGGAAAAGACGGUUGGCCUGGAGUACCAGGUUUCAAAGGACCUAAAGGUCUACGUGGUGACGAUUGUGGAGUCUGCGCACCAGGUUUGCCAGGUCUUAAGGGCGAACGUGGUGAUCCUGGGCUCAAUGGUUACCCUGGAGCUCCAGGAUUCGCAGGUCUGCCAGGUCCCCGUGGAUUCAAAGGCAAGCAUGGAAAACCUGGUAUCGUAGGACCCAUGGGUUUAGAGGGCGAAAGCGGCCGCCCCGGAAUUUCUGGCUCUCAAGGACCUAAAGGAGCACCUGGACGAAUUGUAUGGCCACCUGCUGGCAAAGUUGUAGUUCCUCCAGGUGAUGUCGGAGAUAAAGGCUUUCCUGGAUUCGAGGGUAUUCAAGGCCCACCUGGACCACCUGGUGAACUGGGUGAUGACGGUCCUGCAGGUCCCAAGGGAGAAAAAGGAGAGUUUGGAUUACCGGGUAAACCUGGUAGAGACGGAAGACCAGGAUAUGAUGGAUUACCUGGAGAAAAAGGAGAUGCUGCAGAUAUUCCGAAAGAAUAUUUGCGUGGUGAUCCAGGCUUAGACGGCAUACCCGGCACGAAAGGUGAGCGAGGUGACCCAGGGUCUAGAGGAGAGGUCGGAGAGUCCACGCAGUACGACAUUAAUAUUAAAGGAGACAAAGGAUACAAAGGAGAACGUGGAGAGCCAGGCUUCCCUGGUCUUAAGGGAUUCCAGGGAAGAUCUGGAGAUGAAGGUUGGUUUGGAGCUCCAGGUUUACCUGGUUCCCAAGGAAUUGCAAUCCAAGGUCCUCAAGGUUUGAAAGGAUAUGCUGGUAUGCCUGGUGAUCAAGGGCCUCGCGGUUUCGCGGGUGAACCUGGUAAACAGGGUCUACCUGGUCUUCUGGGACCGCCGGGACAAAAAGGAGACCGAGGAGACUCUGGAACAAAUCUCUUGUAUGGAGAGAUUGGUGACCAAGGUUUACGAGGACCAAAAGGUGAUGACGGUGUCGAGGGACCAGCAGGGUCUCGUGGACAGACUGGUGACGACGGUUCCAAAGGUACUAAAGGAUCUAAAGGAGCUCCUGGUUUUGAAGGACUACCCGGUCUUGAGGGUUCCAAGGGAGUACGAGGUGACAGUAUUCAAGGAAUUCGUGGAUAUCCUGGAAGUCCAGGUCUACCUGGAAUGCCUGGUAUGCUUGGUAACUUUGGAAUGAAGGGUAUGGAUGGGGUUCCUGGGUUCAGAGGUAUCAAGGGAUUGAAAGGAGAAAUUGGAUUCUUUGGACGUCGGGGUGAAGAUGGUGACCUGGGUCCAGAAGGUUACCCUGGAAUGGUGGGAAUCCCGGGAUUGAUGGGUCGUCCGGGUGAAGAGGGUGAUAUUGGAGAAAUCGGAGAGCCCGGACCUCCGGGAUGGAUGGGAAUGGAUGGUAUCGAUGGAGCAAUGGGACCUAAAGGUGAACUAGGUGACGAAGGAUUCCCGGGAUUGUCGGGCCCUCCUGGACCACAAGGUCUUCCGGGAGUCAUCGGUGACGUUGGUUUCGAUGGGUUACCUGGUGAGCCUGGAGAAAGUUCAUUCAGCGGACCUCAAGGUGAUAUGGGAGACACGGGAGCUAAGGGAGAGAUGGGAGCCCCAGGAAUGCCUGGUUUUGACGGACGUCCUGGACUUCCUGGUGAGCCUGGUCGAGACGAUCAAGGAUUUGACGGCAGUCCCGGAGAAAAGGGUGAACGCGGAUGGGAUGGCGUCAAUGGUAGACCUGGACCUAAAGGUGAAAUCGGAGAUAUCGGUCCAGAUGGUUUCAAGGGAGAAAGAGGAGAUUAUGGACUGCACGGUCGUCCAGGAACUCCGGGUAUUCGUGGAAGAGAUGGAGAAAAGGGAGAGCUUGGACCUAUUGGACCUGUUGGUUUCAAUGGGCCGAAGGGUAAACGUGGAUUUGAUGGAGAUCCAGGCGCUAUGGGAAGACCUGGCAAACCGGGUGACGCUGGUCCACGUGGUUUCUCUGGUCUUCCUGGUUGGGAAGGACCUAAAGGUGAAACUGGAGAACCAGGAUUAGCUUCAUAUGCUGAAGCUGACAGAGGAGAUGUUGGUGACGCUGGAUAUCACGGUCUUAAAGGUAGAAAAGGUGAACAAGGUGGUGUUGGUCUUCCUGGUUUCCCUGGUCGUAAGGGAAUGCUCGGCGAUGAAGGCUACCCAGGCCCUGAUGGUUUCCCUGGUCUGCCUGGUCUUCCAGGAAUUCCUGGUGACACAGGACCUACUGGACGCCCAGGUCCACCAGGAGAAUUCCCUGAGCCUGGUGAACCUGGAAUGGAUGGGCUGAACGGCCAGCCCGGAAUCCCAGGUCGUCCUGGACAAAAAGGAGCACCAGGUGAAUAUGGACCCGAUGGACCUAAAGGUAUUCGUGGUGAACCAGGUAGAAGUAUUCCUGGGCCCAAAGGUGUUCAUGGUGACCUAGGACCUCGUGGUUAUGAAGGACGACCCGGAACCCCUGGUCCGAGAGGACUUCCAGGUUUCCCAGGAGAAUUCGGGCCCAAAGGUUUCCGUGGAGAGCCAGGUUAUUCGAGCUACGCGCCUAAAGGUCCAGAAGGAGACGUUGGUUUCCAAGGACGUGAUGGCAGACAUGGAGCCAAAGGAGAAGUCGGCGAUUCAGGAAGAGAUGGAGCUCGCGGUUACCCAGGUGUGAAAGGCGAACGCGGUGACACUGGAUUCUCAGGUCUUCCUGGAAUACCCGGACCAGAAGGACCUAAAGGGCCAAAAGGUGACAGAGGUAUCAGCCGCUUCCCCUUCUACAACACCAAAGGCCUCAUCGGUGACACCGGAUUACCAGGAGCACCAGGUUUUCCUGGAAGCGAGGGAAUGAUGGGCAUGCCAGGAUUAGACGGACUCCCAGGUCUCGAAGGCGAACGUGGUGACGACGGAUUCCCGGGGGCUCCAGGCCCUGAUGGUGAAGAUGGUCUCCCAGGCCGAGCAGGACCUCGCGGAUCCGUCGGUCGUCAAGGUGCUCCCGGAUUUGCCGGUCCACGUGGAGAUGACGCUCUCCCAGCACCUGGACCACGAAGCCGCGGGUUCCACUUCGCUCGUCACUCCCAAACCGAAAUGAUUCCUCAGUGUCCCCGUGGGUCAACUAAACUCUGGGACGGAUUCUCUCUGCUCCACAUCAUGGGUAACGGUCAUCCUUGGGCUCAAGAUCUUGGCGCUGCUGGUAGUUGCGUCAGGAAAUUCUCAACAAUGCCCUUCUUAUUCUGUAACCUGAACAACGUUUGUGAUUACGCCCAACGUAAUGACUACAGUUACUGGUUAAGUUCAACAGAACCGAUGCCGAUGAUGAUGACACCAAUUCCUGCACGUGAAUCCGGUCGUUAUAUUUCUAGAUGUUCUGUCUGCGAAGCGCCAACACGAAUGAUUGCAGUUCACAGUCAGUCCAUGACAAUACCGUCGUGUCCUGGUGGUUGGGAUGAAGCUUGGAUUGGUUACAGUUUCCUCAUGCAUCGUGAUGCGGGUGCUGCCGGCGGUGGGCAAUCACUGAUAUCACCGGGUUCCUGUCUCGAGGAAUUCCGUACCCGACCGUUUAUCGAAUGUCGUGGUCUAGGUACUUGCAAUUACUUCUCAACAGCGAUUUCAUACUGGCUAGCAACCAUAGAAGACCACGAGAUGUUCCGUAAACCGCAGCCCCAGACUCUCAAGGCAGACCACACGUCAAGGGUAAGUAGGUGCGCUGUUUGCGUGCGACGACAAAUAAUUGAAGAAAAUGGGAGCCGUCUUAAGCCAAUCGGCAGCAACGGAUCGCGUUAUCCGCCGCCGCAGUACAUUCCCCAGCGUGUGCCCACCAUCGGGGGUGUACAGCCGAUUCAACCUCUAGCACCAGUCCAGCCUUAUGAUAACGAACAGCGUCGACGACCGACUUCCCGGGGCAGACCCUACUACGAACAGCCUCAAGGUUACUACCGUAGAAAUCAGCAAUUCCGUAGACCCGAUAAUAUUAAUGCUUAAAAUUGAUAACUGAGUAUUCAGUACUCGGUACUCGAGUACUCAGUACUUAUGAGGUCAAUUUAAUACUUUAUUAUUUAAUUGAUUAAUUAAUAUAUGUAUAUAAUAAUUAUUAUUAUUAUUAAUAUUAAUAUUAUUAUUUUAUCUGGUUUAAGUUAUACUAGUUUCAUUUAAUUGGUAUCGAUGCACGAGAUUUAAAAUAAAAUUGCACAGGAUUAUUGCCGUGUGCUGUGCCAUAAUUGUACUAUGUACAUUUUUAAAUUUUAUAUUAAUAAUUGUACUGCCAAAUAUAAAUUUUACUAUAUAUAGUUUGCAUUAAAUAUAAUUUUAACAAUAUCAUUAUUAUUAUUAUUAAUAUUAAUUAUUUUAUUGUCAAUGUAUGUUAUUCAAAUUUUAUUAAAAUACUUUUGUAAAAGUUAU
Microplitis mediator is the source of this 6594-nucleotide messenger RNA. RefSeq names its product collagen alpha-5(IV) chain-like. Bases 679 to 6177 code for a protein of 1832 amino acids. The record is from RefSeq and is a predicted model, not a curated record. Gene Ontology annotation, molecular function: extracellular matrix structural constituent. NCBI's taxonomy places the organism in Eukaryota, Metazoa, Arthropoda, Insecta, Hymenoptera, Braconidae. Gene Ontology annotation, cellular component: collagen trimer; basement membrane. The transcript is spliced from 22 exons.